UGAUGGUCUCUGUUAUAAGUUUUGUUUAGUAUUUUGAAUUUGGUUUUCUCUGUAGUUUAAUUAGUGUAGUAUAUUAUUCGUGUAUUAUUCUUGAUAAAUAAUUGGACGAUUUUAAGUUAUAUUGAUCACUUAUCACUUAUCGUGAGACAUGUAAUUAAGUCAAUUAAAUAUAUAGCUUACAAAAUAAAAAUAGUUUUAGAUUUUGACUACUACGUACUUUUAACUAGCUUGUUAAAUGAUAAUUAAAAAGUUGUCAAGUUACAUGGAUAUUAUAAAGUGAAACAAGAUAUAUCAUGGAUAACACGGCUCAUAACAUUCAAAUAUCAACCAAAGCUAAGCCAAUUCGUGAAUUGUUACCAGAGCUUAAGGGCAUAAUAUCAAAGGAUUCUAUGCGGACUCUAAUGGCAGCACAACCAACCCCUAGAAGAGUUGAUCUCAAACCACUGUCAUUUACCGAAAUGAGAAGUGUUUUAAUGGAAUUAAAAGACGAUACAACAGUAAAAUGUACUCCAGCAGUCAACCAAAAUAGGAAAAGUAGGUGGAACUACUCUGUUAAAGUGCCAAAAACUGAGCCAAAACAUGUCACUAGCAAAGAGAGCUCUGCCAGAAAAACACCAAAAUUACAACCAAAACCAAUGACUUUCACAAAUCCUGUAACACCAAAAGCUUCUAAGCCAGUUUGGAAUGGAAAAAAGAGCAUUGUACCAGAUAAAAAUGGUGUCCGCAUCAGCGGUGUCUACAGGAUACCAGAGACACCAACAAAUAAAAGCAACUCAGUAUAUAAAAACAGAAAGACUCUUUUUAAUAAAGAGAAUGAUGUAAGAAAAGUAAAAAUGGAAAGUAAUUUCCGGAAACCUCUACAAACUAUUCCCGAUGCACCAUUAUCUAAUAUAUCGUCAACAUCUAGUUGUGACACAAGUUUCCUACAAACUGAAAAGAAGAUACAAGAUUUAAUAAGUAAAACUGAGGCUAAGCCUUUCAAAGAAGCAGGUCCUACAUUAGAGGAUAUCGAAGAAGUAUCCCCAAUAUUAUCUACACCUCCAAAGGAAUGUACCAGGCAUGAAGACUUUCUAUUCAACAAUAAUGACACAGAAAUAAUUCCGCCAGUUAAUUCUAUAAUAUGUUUUGAUGUUGUAAACCAAAGCAAUUUAAAUUGUAUGCAACUUAAUGAUUUAUUGAAACUAAGAGAACAAAAUGAGGGUAAAAUCAAAAUAAUGGAACAAUAUUUAAAAACAAUGACAGAACAACAAAAAUAUAUUGAUAAAAUCAUCAAAGAGAAAAAGAUUGAUUCUGAUAUUAAUAGAAAAUUUGAAAACAAAGAGUAUUUAUGUGAAAAUAAAUUAGAUAAUUCAGAAUCUGUUACUAAGAGCAACACUACCGCAAUUCCUUGUUCCGUUAUCAAAUCUCCUUCAAAAUCACCAACAUAUAAGAUACCUAGAAAGAAUUUGUGUUUAAGAAAAAAGGUAUUCCAUAAAUCUAUGCCUAAUAUAUCUAAUGGCACUCAAUCUCCAAACAAAGACAAUGACAACAAGGCUCUUUCGAUUUAUAUGAAAAUGAAAGAGCAGAUGAUUUUUUUAAAUACGCCUAUUAAAUCUAAAAAUGUAGAAGCACCGAACACACCUGCUGUUACGUCGCAAAAUCUUCAAAUGCAGUUAGACAAACUGUAUAAUUGUUCAUAGGUAUAGUACAUUCAAGUCUAAGUUUGAAAGACAAUUUAGAAUAAAAUUAGUGUGACUUACAUUUUUUUUAUUAAAUGAAAUCUAACCAAAUGUAUAUUUAAAUAAAUAUUUUAAAGUACUGGUUACCUGUAAAAUAAAAUGGGCUUUACAGAAAUGCGAUAGUGAAGUACAAAUUCAGUAAUAAAUUUUAUAGAAAAGAAGUCUACAGACUUUAAAAAAUAUAAAAAGGACAUUUCAUUAGAUAUUGAGUGGUUCAGCUGAUAAAUUCUUUAUAGACUUUACACUAAGAACUAUUUCUAUUUUUACUUUAAAAAUGUGUAGUAAACUAGAUGUGCCAUAAAUGUUAUGGUAAAUGUAAAUUAGCUAAAUUAAUGUAAUUUUGAAUAUGUGUAAAUUUAUAU
Messenger RNA from Papilio xuthus (Asian swallowtail), 2080 nucleotides. RefSeq lists its product as uncharacterized. The transcript has 5 exons. The record is from RefSeq and is a predicted model, not a curated record. The coding region runs from base 294 to 1679 and encodes 461 amino acids. NCBI's taxonomy places the organism in Eukaryota, Metazoa, Arthropoda, Insecta, Lepidoptera, Papilionidae.